AUGACUCAAUCUAUUAGUCCUCUUCCCAAGAGUCCUAGACUUGCCAUGUUAGACCUGAAUUGGAAUGCGGCCAUGAAAGAGGAGUUUGAUGCUCUUACUAAACAACAUAUUUGGGAUCUUGUUCCAAGGCCUUCUGGUGUGAAUAUUAUUCGUUGUAUGUGUUUUGAGUAUUGCUUUGGAGAAGGAUUGGCUGAUACAUCAAUUGGACGUAAAAAUGCCUUCUUGCACGGUGAUCUUAAGGAAACUGUCAAGAGUGAUAACUCUCUUUUCAUUUUGCACCGAGGUCGCCACUCGGCAUACUUAUUGCUCUAUGUUGACGACAUUGUCUUGACUGCAUCUACCGAGGCUCUCAAAUCAGAAAUUAUUGGGCUUCUUCAGGCCGAAUUUGCCAUGUCCGAUCUUGGUAGCUUUCGGUAUUUCUUGGGUAUUUUGGUCACAAAGACCCCUGGCAGCAUGUUCCUAUGCCAACAUAAAUAUUCUCAAGAAAUUAUUUCUCGUGCCAAGAUGGAAGGUUGUAAACCCGUGGCCACCCCGGUUGACUCCAAGGCAAAAUUAGGGGCUCUUGAUGGCAAACCCGUGGCAGACCCCUCCCUCUAUAGGAGUUUAGCUGGCGCCCUUCAAUAUUUGACUUUCACAAGACCGGAUAUCGCGUACUCGGUCCAACAGAUUUGCUUGUUCAUACACGACCCAGAGGAGCCGCCGACUUUAAUGCGUUAA
Messenger RNA from Chenopodium quinoa (quinoa), 717 nucleotides. RefSeq lists its product as uncharacterized. Lineage: Eukaryota; Viridiplantae; Streptophyta; Magnoliopsida; Caryophyllales; Amaranthaceae. The transcript has 3 exons. Bases 1 to 717 code for a protein of 238 amino acids. The record is from RefSeq and is a predicted model, not a curated record.